This is a messenger RNA of Brassica oleracea var. oleracea, 1361 nucleotides long. RefSeq lists its product as uncharacterized. The record is from RefSeq and is a predicted model, not a curated record. Bases 258 to 770 code for a protein of 170 amino acids. NCBI's taxonomy places the organism in Eukaryota, Viridiplantae, Streptophyta, Magnoliopsida, Brassicales, Brassicaceae. The transcript is spliced from 10 exons.
UCAACAUAGAUUAACAUCGUCGUCGACCCUUCCCUUCCCUGAAGCCUCCUCCGAUGAACUUCCUGUAACGCCUUCUUUCUCCAUUGAUUUAUACCUUAAAUCCGUUCAUUAACUAGCUUUACUCCACGCCUCCCACUCUAUACCAUCUUUAUACGCAACCGACGGGAGGGCUCCGAGCGUUAUACAGCUCCAUCUCUGUGAAAUCUAGAAGUAUUGUCUCUGGUUCUCGGAGAAAUGCCAAGAGAGGAAGCGAGCUGAUGGGGGUUGACAUGCUAUUCCUUGACGAAAGUCUACAGGAUGAGCGGUUUCGACGUAAAGCGGAGCAACAACAUUUGGCACUUAUUUUGAAAAGUUAUCAAGAGUCCGCUAAGCCGAUACUAACUGAACUUUUCCUUUUCCGUCAUACGGCCAACUGCUUGCUUUGGCGAAUAGAAACAAACAGCUACAUGACUGCUGAGGUAAGUGCAAUCAGGAGCACAAUCAAGGACAGUUCACAGGAGGCACAACGUGUAAUGCUUACUAUACGUCUAGAGAGGGAUGUAACCGUCUGUGUCAGUAUGUUUAACCCCUUGGCUUGCCUUCAUAACAAAUUUGAAAGCUACGGAAGUGAACCAAAUAUUGUCCUUGGAGGUGGGCUAUUUCUGAACUUAACAUCUGGAAUCCAUAUUUAUUGCGACUCUGAGACUGUAGGAAAAGAGAAGUUUGACAAUUGUCAGAGAAACAAAGUCGUCAAAUUAAGCUCCUCCAACGAAAAAAUUAUUUGGAUUUAAAAGACAAUGUUUUGUCAUUCUCACUGAACAGGGUGGGUGGUACUGGAAUGGACAUGAGAAGCACAGCCAAGGUAAUCUUUUUAUUUUAUUUAUACGUUGAUGAAAAAGUUAGCAAAUUUCCUGUAAAAUAGAAUCAGAAUGUCAAAGCUUAAUGAUCUCUGUUUGGUUUACUUUUACACUUUCCCUGGACCUGCAACCAACCAUCAAAACUCCCAAAAAAGGAACUAUGAUGGUUCCAACACUUGGUGAAGCUCCCCGGGAAGAUAGUGAAGUGAUCUUAUAGUAAGACCUCUCCUGCAAACCAACCUUGCAGAUGCCACAAUGCAUUUGUUGAAAGGCACAAUAGAGGAGGAAGCGAAAACUAAGAAAAUUAAUAUCACAUGUAUGAGGACGAGAUCACAUGAUUGGUCUAUAUGAAGCUCUGCGGGUUUAGCCUCAGGCAUGUAAGAGACGAGGCUCCAUUAUAGGUGGCAAUAUAUUCUGCACCAUAUGCUUUUGUAUCUAAAAGAAAACUAAACUCUUAGUUACAAGAAUGUAAUGUUCUACACAGCAGAAAACAAUACACUUAACAAAAACAUUUACUUAGACAAA